Aspergillus puulaauensis is the source of this 1476-nucleotide messenger RNA. It is a transcript of the gene abr1, whose product is annotated as multicopper oxidase abr1. Gene Ontology annotation, biological process: reductive iron assimilation; cellular response to iron ion starvation. Gene Ontology annotation, molecular function: copper ion binding; ferroxidase activity. NCBI's taxonomy places the organism in Eukaryota, Fungi, Ascomycota, Eurotiomycetes, Eurotiales, Aspergillaceae. Bases 1 to 1476 code for a protein of 491 amino acids. Gene Ontology annotation, cellular component: high-affinity iron permease complex. The record is from RefSeq and is a predicted model, not a curated record. The transcript has 2 exons.
AUGUCGAGGCUAGUUCUGCUUGCACUGCCGUGGCUAGCCCUACUUGCGUGGGCGGAAGAUGUCUAUCUUGAAUGGGAUAUCACCUGGGUCUGGGCUGCCCCGGACGGGUUUGCCAGGCCCCUGAUCGGUAUCAAUGGAGAAUGGCCAUGCCCACAGGUAGACGUGAAUCUGGGAGAUCGGGUUAUUGUGGAUGUACACAACGGCCUUGGGAAUCAGACCACUGGCAUCCACUGGCACGGCUUCCACCAGUACAUGACAGGGAUGAUGGACGGCAGCAGUGAAGUGACGCAGUGUCCGAUACCUCCAGAUGAAAAGAUGAGAUAUGAAUUCAUGGCAAAUCAAUCCGGGACGUACUGGUACCAUUCACACAACAUGGGCCAAUAUCCCGAUGGACUGCGAGGAGCCUUUAUAGUGCACGACCCAUCUCCACCGUUCGAAUACGAUGACGAAUUCACCAUCACUCUGUCCGACCUAUACCAUGAACAGAUGCCCUUGCUACUCAAUCAGUACCAGUCUCUCGAAAACCAGGCGAAUGGAGGGCUGGAGCCUCUGCCGGACAGUGCCAUAAUAAACGACUCGACAAACACCACUAUCCAUGUCCAUCCCAACAGGACAUAUCUAGUUCACAUAGUCUGCACCGGCAACUGGCCUGGACACACCUGGUUUUUCGACGAGCACGAGAUGACCGUCGUCGAGGUUGAUGGCAUCUUCACCGACCCAUACCCUGCCCGUGACAAGCGCCUCCGAAUAACAACCGGCCAGCGCAUGAGCGUCCUGAUCCAGACAAAGAACGACACCAGCCGUAACUACGCCAUGUGGAAUACAAUGGACAUGAACAUGAUGUUCUUCUACGAGAAUCGAACCAUCCCUGAGGGCUUCAACCCGAACGUCACCGCGUGGCUGGUGUACAACGAGAGCGCGCCUCUACCUCCUCCUCCUGUGGUGUACAACCUGGAUGCAAAUAAGGAUUUCGUUGAUGAUGUUCUCUUCGUGCCUGCGGACCACGAAAGGAUCCUUGAACCGGUGGAUCGCCAGAUCAUCAUAAACACCACUUCAAAGGCUAUCAGUGGCGUUGCGAGGUGGACUGUGAACAACGAGACAUAUAUCCCGCCAACCGUGCCAUCGCUCUAUACAGCCUUAUCCGUCGGCGAGGAAUACAUUUCUGAUCCCACGGUAUACGGACAGGUCAACCCGUUCAUUGUCGAGUACGGCGAGGUCGUCGAAAUCGUGAUCAACAACGACCACAACAACCUGCAUCCAUGGCAUCUUCACGGACACCAGUUCCAGGUUAUCCAACGCUCAGCAGUAGACGGGGGGCUUUUCGCCAACUAUUUCCAGAACAUCUCGUCGACUCCGGUGAAGCGGGAUACGAUCAUGGUGCAGAACAACGGACAUGCAGUUAUACGGUUUCGAGCAGAUAACCCAGAUAAGUCUCACCAUUUCUACCGUGCUUAUAGCAAGACUCUGACUGACUGA